Molecule: messenger RNA, 907 nt
Organism: Neogale vison (American mink)
Lineage: Eukaryota; Metazoa; Chordata; Mammalia; Carnivora; Mustelidae
Gene: CCDC107
Product: coiled-coil domain containing 107
Exons: 5
Coding region: 49-864 (271 amino acids)
Source: RefSeq, a predicted model, not a curated record
CUCCCGGCCAACUCUGGCGCCUCCGGGGCCGUGGUUCUGUGGCCUGCAAUGGCGAGGUCGGUCCCAUUUGCGGGUUUGCUGGGGUUGCUACUUGUGUCUGCACUGCCCGGGGUCCUCGGAGACCGCCCCAGCCCCGACCUCCGGGCACACCCAGCAGGGGACCAUGCCCAGGUUGGCCCUGAGGCCACAGAACCCCGGCGACGGUCGCCGCCCAAGGACCAACGAGAGCGGGCCCGGGCGGGAGCUCUACCUUUGGGGGCGCUGUACACCGCAGCUGUCGUGGCUUUUGUGCUGUACAAGUGUUUGCAGGGGAAAGAUGAGGCUGCAGUUCUCCAGGAGGAGGAAGGCAAGAAGGAAUCAUCACAGUCAGAGCAACAGCUGGCCCAGUUGACACAACAGCUAGCCCAGACAGAGCAACACCUGAACAAUCUGAUGGCCCAGCUGGACCCCCUUUUUGAGCGUGUGACUACCCUGGCUGGAGCCCAGCAAGAGCUUCUGAAUAUGAAGCUUCAGACCAUCCACCAGCUGUUACAAGACAGCAAGCCAAACAAGGGUGUGGACCUUCCAGAACCAGGUAAAGGGUUGGGUGGUGUGAGUCUUGUGGAGGUGGAGACAAUCUCUGAGAUAGGAAUAUCCCUGAUCUUUCCCCUCACAGAGGCCAGCCUACCCUUUCCUGAGGAUUUAUGUAUAGAGGAGGAGGAGGCGGAGGCUGGUGACAGUCAGGCCUGGGAGGAGCCCCUACACUGGAGCACAGAGACGAGAAACCUAGCUACUCCUUGGGAAGUGGAGCAGGGGCUAAGGAGAAGAUGCAGCAAGGCUGUGGGAAGGGCUGCAGUCACAGCCCCUGCCGGCAAGGAGAAAUGACAGCUGAAGGUUUAGUAAAACAAAGUCUGUGCUUGUGACUGGA